Molecule: messenger RNA, 789 nt
Organism: Myotis daubentonii (Daubenton's bat)
Lineage: Eukaryota; Metazoa; Chordata; Mammalia; Chiroptera; Vespertilionidae
Gene: LSM6
Product: LSM6 homolog, U6 small nuclear RNA and mRNA degradation associated
Biological process (GO): maturation of SSU-rRNA; mRNA splicing, via spliceosome
Cellular component (GO): nucleolus; sno(s)RNA-containing ribonucleoprotein complex; P-body
Molecular function (GO): RNA binding
Source: RefSeq, a predicted model, not a curated record
UAGCCAGGGGAGCAGUGAUUGGCUGAGGCGGGAAAGUGCCGCCGCCUCCGCGGUUUCACUUUCGAUUUCGUCCCGUUGGCGGAGGCUGGACUUGUGGGGCUCCUAGAGCGGGCAUUCCUGGUCCCAGCCACGAGAUGAGGAGCCUGAGGCCUUGAGAGGUGAAAUGAUGAGUUACCCGAGGCGCACGGCUAAUUAAGUAGCAGAGCUGGCAUUAGAACUCAGGUGUCCUGCCUCCCAAAUUUCUGAUCAGGAUUGUUACAAUGAGUCUACGGAAGCAAACUCCCAGUGACUUCUUAAAGCAAAUCAUUGGACGACCAGUGGUGGUAAAACUAAAUUCUGGAGUGGAUUAUCGAGGGGUCCUGGCUUGUCUGGAUGGCUACAUGAAUAUAGCCUUGGAGCAGACAGAAGAAUAUGUAAAUGGACAGCUGAAGAAUAAGUAUGGGGAUGCAUUUAUCCGAGGAAACAACGUGUUAUACAUAAGCACACAGAAGAGAAGGAUGUGAAGGCAUCAAGCUUACAGCACUCUUCAGACCUGGAUAUAUUUUUUUAUGAGAUCUUUUUGGUUCUUUUAUAUAAUUUGUCAUAUUUCAUAAUAAUUGGUGAUUUUUCAGUUAUUAAGUAGAAACAGUAAUAAUUGGUGAUUUUUCACUGACAUGUGAGUAAGAUAAAUGUAUAAAGUUGUGGAUUUAAUUGUAAAGAAUUCUUUCAUAUUUAAGUGUCAGUCAUUUUUUUUUUUUUUUUUUUUACCUCUGUGUCUGCAGGAUGCAAAAAGAAUUAAAAAAAGAAAAA